CAGAGCGUUUCCCUUCCGCCAUCAAUCAAAUCGGAUCUGAUCUGCAAUUCUUAAUUCUAAACUGAAACUUCCAGUCCCACUCUUUACCCAGCCCAGACUAUUUAUUUAUCACUAAUGGCCUUCUGAAACUGAUUGAUUCUCUCAAUUCUAUUUUUCUUCCUUCCUUGCCAUUCUUCUUAAAUAUUCAAAUUCAAAUGGCGUCCUCCGUUUCUCCAAGGCCUCGCACCGUCGAGGAGAUCUUCAAGGACUUCACCGCUCGUCGCUCUGCUCUCAUUCGCGCCCUCACCUACGAUGUCGAUGAAUUCUAUGCCCAAUGCGAUCCAGAGAAGGAGAAUUUGUGCUUUUACGGACACCCGGAUGAGACGUGGGAAGUGGGUUUGCCGGCGGAGGAAGUUCCGCCGGAGCUUCCCGAGCCGGCACUGGGCAUAAAUUUUGCAAGAGAUGGGAUGAAACGCAAAGACUGGCUUUCACUGGUGGCGGUGCACACCGAUUCUUGGUUGCUUUCUGUGGCUUUCUACUUCGGCGCUCGGCUUAAUCGCAACGAGAGGAAGCGUCUAUUUAGCUUGAUAAAUGAUCUGCCGACACUGUUUGAAGUUGUAACUGGAAGGAAGCCAGCGAAAGAUAAACCUAGUUUGGAUAGUGGAAGCAAGUCCAGAAACAGCGCAAAGAGAUCAAAUGAUAGACAAAUCAAGAGCAACACGAAGUUAGUCGAUGAAAGUUAUGGGGAUGAUGAAGAUGAACACAGUGACACUCUGUGUGGAAGCUGUGGGACAAAUUACAGCGCCGACGAGUUUUGGAUCGGCUGCGACAUCUGCGAGAGGUGGUUCCACGGAAAGUGUGUGAAGAUUACACCAGCCAAGGCCGAAAGUAUUAAGGAGUACAAAUGCCCUUACUGCAGCGCGAAGAGAGGCAGACAGUAGAGGAUAAUGACUUGAGACAGUUAACCUCCUCGUACCGGUCCAUGAUAUCAUUGUAAAUCAGUGAUAGUAAUCUAGGUUCAUUCUAUUUCAUUUUAUUUUUUAAAUAAUUAGUUCUUUUUUUUUUUUGGUAUGUAAUAUUCUACUUAUCCAUGACAUGCUUCCUCUGCACAAGUUGAAGAUGGUUCACAGUCGGGACGCAUUUUCCACUAUAUAUUGCUGUCUAACCACUCAGGAUGCCUUUUCCACUACAUGUUGCUUUCUAAUUUAAAUAUUUUCACGUUAAAGUUCGUUUCUUAAUUAAGGAACUGCUGUUGACAUUUCACAAUUAUAUUACUCCCCUAGAAAUUAGAUAUAUUUCGUGUUUGUUCCCUGUAUAAGGGCAUUGGAACUACGUAGGGGCUUCUAUAGUUGGGAUUU
Molecule: messenger RNA, 1337 nt
Organism: Morus notabilis
Lineage: Eukaryota; Viridiplantae; Streptophyta; Magnoliopsida; Rosales; Moraceae
Product: PHD finger protein ALFIN-LIKE 2
Exons: 5
Coding region: 195-920 (241 amino acids)
Biological process (GO): regulation of DNA-templated transcription
Cellular component (GO): nucleus
Molecular function (GO): histone binding; transcription coregulator activity; transcription cis-regulatory region binding
Source: RefSeq, a predicted model, not a curated record